Messenger RNA from Pseudopodoces humilis (Tibetan ground-tit), 4555 nucleotides. RefSeq names its product mannose receptor C-type 2 (gene MRC2). The record is from RefSeq and is a predicted model, not a curated record. NCBI's taxonomy places the organism in Eukaryota, Metazoa, Chordata, Aves, Passeriformes, Paridae.
GGGCCCGAGCGGAGCGGAGCGGGCAGCGCCGGGGAUGGGACGCGGCUCAGCGGGACCGCGGCUCGUCUGCUCCCCCCUGUGCCCCCCCCUCCGCGGCCCCCUGUGCUGCCUCCUCGGGCUCCAGCUGGUGCUCGGCGCUGCGCACCCAGAUUCCAAAGUUUUUCUUAUCUACAACACUGGCGCACAGGACUGCCUGGAGGCCAAGGACUCGCUGGUGCGACUGGCCAAGGGCUGCAAUGCCAGUGCCCCAGCCCAGCAGUGGAAAUGGGUCUCCCGAAAUCGCCUCUUCAGUGUAGGGGCCAUGCAGUGCCUGGGGGUGUCAUGGCAUGGGGCCAACACCACGGCGGGGUUGCACCUCUUGGCCACCUAUGAGUGUGACCGCGAGUCAGUCAACAUGCGCUGGAGCUGCCGUGGGCUCGGGGAGCACCUCUCGCAGCAUCUAGGUGCCCGCUUGGGCAAUUCUUCCCUGGACAGGGGGGAUCAGGUGCAUGGCUCACAGUGGAGGACAUAUGGCACCGAGGAGGAUCUGUGCUCCAUGCCCUACUCUGAGAUUUACACCAUCCAGGGCAAUUCACAUGGGAAGCCCUGCACCAUCCCCUUCAAGUAUGACAACCAGUGGUUUCACGAGUGCACCAGCACGGGGCGAGAGGAUGGGCACCUCUGGUGUGCCACCACCCAGGACUAUGGCAAGGAUGAGCGGUGGGGCUUCUGCCCCAUAAAGAGCAAUGACUGUGAGACCUUCUGGGACAAGGACCACCUCACGAACAGCUGCUACCAGUUCAACUUCCAGUCAACACUGUCGUGGCGGGAAGCCUGGAACAGCUGUGAGCAGCAAGGGGCUAACCUGCUGAGCAUCACAGAGAUCCAUGAGCAGACCUACAUCAAUGGUCUGUUGACUGGAUACAGCUCCACGCUCUGGAUUGGGCUGAAUGACCUGGAUAUCAAUGGAGGCUGGCAGUGGUCAGACAACUCGCCCCUCAAGUACCUCAACUGGGAGAGUGACCAGCCUGACAACCCCAGUGAGGAGAACUGCGGGGUGAUUCGCACUGAGUCAUCUGGGGGAUGGCAGAACCGCGACUGUGGCAUCGCCCUCCCCUACGUCUGCAAGAAGAAGCCCAAUGCCACAACUGACCCCUUCCUGACAGACUCAUGGUCAGAAGUGAAGGUGGACUGUGAGCCCAGCUGGCAGCCCUUCCAGUCCAACUGCUACCGGCUGGUAGGAGAGAAGAAGAGCUGGCAGGAGGCAAAGAAGACCUGCCUGCGGAGUGGGGGUGAUCUGGUCAGCAUCCACACCUUCUCUGAGCUGGAAUUUGUCACCAAGGAGAUCAAGCAAGAUGUGGAGGAGCUCUGGAUUGGCCUAAAUGACCUGAAACUGCAGAUGAACUUCGAGUGGUCAGAUGGGACACCUGUGAGAUUCACAUACUGGCACCCCUUCGAGCCCAACAACUUCCGUGACAGCCUGGAGGACUGUGUGACCAUCUGGGGACCAGAAGGGAGGUGGAAUGACAGCCCCUGCAACCAGACCCUGCCAUCCAUCUGCAAAAAGCCUGGUCGGGUGAGCCAGGAGAAGGAGGAGGAAGACCAUGGAUGCCGAAAGGGCUGGAAGUGGCACAGUCCGUCCUGCUUUUGGCUGGGUGAGGAUCGUGUCCUCUACAGCGACGCUCGCAAGACGUGCUCUGACUACAGCUCCACGCUGGUUACCAUCACCAACAGGUUCGAGCAGGCAUAUGUGAGCAGCCUCGUCUAUGGCUGGGAUGGGGAGUAUUUUUGGACAGCUCUGCAGGACAUCAAUGGUACAGGUGCCUUCCACUGGCUGAGCGGUGAUGAGGUGAUGUACACUCACUGGAACCGCAACCAGCCCGGUUACAACAAGGGUGGCUGCGUGGCCUUGGCCACCGGCAGCUCCAUGGGGCUGUGGGAGGUGAAGAACUGCAGCACCUUCAAGGCCAAGUACAUCUGUCGGCAGAACUUGGGCACCCCAGUCAAUCCUGAACUGCCCGGUCCUUUCCCUACACCCAGCAUUACUGCCGCCUGUCCCCCAGGAUGGAGCUCCGACCCCAAACUCCGUCACUGCUACAAGAUAUUCAACUUCGAAAAGCUGCAAGAAAAGAAGACGUGGAUCGCUGCGCAGGAAUUCUGCCAGGAUCUGGGGGCUCAGCUGCUCAGCCUAGGCAGCUAUGAGGAGGAGCACUUUAUCACCAACACCCUCAACAAGAUUUUUGGGGAGUCAGAACCAGAGCUUCACGAGCAGCACUGGUUCUGGAUCGGCCUGAACCGGCGGGACCCUGCUGGGGACCUGAGCUGGAGGUGGAGCGAUGGGCUGGGGUUUUUCUACCACAACUUUGACCGCAGUAACUAUGAUGACGAUGACAUACGGAGCUGUGCAGUGCUGGAUCUGGCCUCCCUGCAGUGGAUGCCUAUGCAGUGUGAAGCCCAGCUGGACUGGAUCUGCAAACUGCCCAAAGGUGCUGAUGUGAAGGAGCCAGAGAUCACAACCCAAGGCAGCAAAGAAUGGGUGAAGUACCAGGAGGCCGAAUACAAGUUCUUUGAACACCACUCAACAUGGCUUCAGGCACAGCGCAUCUGUAGCUGGUUCCAGGCUGAGCUGACAUCAGUGCACAGCAAGGCUGAGCUGCAGUUCCUGGGCCAGAACCUGAAGAAGUUCUCCAGGGGCCAGGAGCAGCACUGGUGGAUUGGGCUGCACACCUAUGAGAAUGAUGGGAGGUUCAGGUGGUCUGAUGGGUCCCUCCUCAACUUUGUCUCUUGGGCACCAGGCAAGCCUCGGCCCAUCAGCAAGGACAGGAAGUGUGUGUACAUGACAGCCAGCCGAGAAGACUGGGGGGACCAGAAGUGCAUGACAGCUCUGCCUUAUAUCUGCAAGCGGAGCAACGGGACAGCUGUGAAGCCGUCCCUCUCUCCCGUACCUGCUGCCACAAGUGGGGGCUGUCCCCAAGGCUGGCUGCCCUUCCUCAGCAAGUGUUUCAGCUUCAAUGGUCACAACAAAGGCGAGACAGUGAAGUGGCCAGAGGCAAAGCAAGUAUGUGAGAGCCAGGGCGCCAUCCUGGCCACCAUUGCCAGCCCCCUGGAGCAGGCCUUCAUCACAUCCAUGCUGCCCAACAUCUCUUUUGACCUCUGGAUUGGCCUGCACGAUGCCCAGGGGGAGUUCCUGUGGUUGGAGGGGGAGCCACUGCGGCACGUGAGCUGGGCACCUGGAGAGCCUUCAGGCUGCAGCUCCUCCAGCCCCCGUGACAAGCCGACCAACUGUGUUGUGGUGUGGCAUGGCUCACCCCCUCUCUUCACGGGACGCUGGGAUGACCGGAGCUGCCUGGAGGAGAAACAUGGCUAUGUCUGCCAGCGGAGCAUAGACCCGUCCCUGAGCCCUGUGCAGGCACCGUUCCCCCCUUCUCCUACUGGCACCCUUUUUUACCACAACAGCACUUACCGCAUCCUGCAGAAACCUCUUAGGUGGCACGAGGCACUGCUGCUCUGCGAAACCCUCAAUGCCACCCUGGCCACCAUCCCCAAUCCCUACAGCCAGGCCUUCCUCACACAGGCCAUCAGCAGCCUGCAAGCUCCACUCUGGAUUGGGUUGGUCAAUGAUGAGGGAGGCCGGAGCUACUCAUGGCUGGCAGAGGAGAACCUCAUCUACACCAACUGGCAGGAUGGGGAGCCCCAGCAGAUCACUGGCUGCUCCUACAUGGACAUGGAUGGGAGCUGGCGCACAGCUGGCUGUGACACCAAGCUGCAGGGGGCCAUCUGCCAGCUCCAAACAGGUCACCCCCACACUCACAAGUGGAGCUACAGUGGCAGCUGCCCCAAAUCGCUGGAGGACUCGUCCUGGAUCCCCUUCCGGGACCACUGCUACACCUUCCACAUGGAGAUCACCCUUGGGCAGAAGGAUGCCAUGAGGAGGUGCCAGAAAGUUGGCGGCACAGUGUUGUCCAUCCAGGAUGAGAUGGAGAACGUCUUUGUGUGGGAGCAUCUCCAGGCAUACGAGGACUUUGCCAAGGGGGCCUGGUUGGGCAUGACCUUCAACCCCAAAGGUGGCACCUUGGUUUGGCAUGACAACACUGCUGUAAACUAUUCUAACUGGGGCCAGCACGACACGGGGCCCAGCAUGCUUAGCCAGAACAGCUGCUACUGGAUCCAGAGCAGCAACGGCGUGUGGCAUCUAGGCUCCUGCGCAAACGUAACUAUGGGGGUCAUUUGCAAGAUCCCCCGAGUGGAGGAGAGCAGCUUUUCCAGGGCAGCUCUGCCGGAAAAUGCGACAGCCAUUGCAGUGGUCGUGCUGUCAACGCUGGCGCUGUGUGCUGUGCUGGGGGUCGUCCUCUUCCUGUACAAGCGCCGACAGAGUGUGGAGCGUGGCGCCUUUGAGAGUGCUCGCUACAGUCGCACCACUUCCAACCCCAGUGAAUCUGCCGAGAAAAACAUCCUGGUGUCCGACAUGGAGAUGAACGAGCAGCAAGACUAAUGGCAGAGGAGACGCUGGGGAUGGGGAUCUGGGGAGGGGGGGGACAGAGAGCAUCACACACGCUAUCCCCAUGGCGCACAGGGC